This is a messenger RNA of Penicillium canescens, 531 nucleotides long. RefSeq lists its product as uncharacterized. The transcript has 2 exons. The coding region runs from base 1 to 531 and encodes 176 amino acids. The record is from RefSeq and is a predicted model, not a curated record. Lineage: Eukaryota; Fungi; Ascomycota; Eurotiomycetes; Eurotiales; Aspergillaceae.
AUGCAAGACAUCAAGGAAAAAGUCAUAUCCCGAAAAGACGAAUGGCACAGCACCGGCCUAUUCACACCAACGAAACUCCGCCUCGCCGUCGACGAACUUAUCGACUCAAGCACAGACCUCCAGCCAGAAUCUCACACCUGCCAAGGUGCAUCCGCAUCAUCCCACAUCCCAACAAUCAAAGCCCCGGACCGCCACCCAAACCCGUCAGUUGAUAGCAACCCCCGAAUAACGAACCAAAUCUACCAAACCGCCGAACAACUCAAAAUCUGCACAGAUGCAAAAUACUUCGGGGUAGUUGCCUGCGGUGCCAGCCUCUGCGAUGAAGGUCUCGCACGUGCAGUAGCAGAUUCUUGCAACGACGUCCUUAUCGGCGAUUACUGCGAAGCAGCCGGUGAAAAGGGUCUCAAGCUACUCCAGCAAGUCGGCGCGGCGGCAACGGCGUUUUUGAAAGUCUGCAGUUUGGCUGGUCGGGGUAUUACCGGGACCAUGGCAGGUCUCGACUUCGCGAUGGAGUUUACGGAAGUCGCAUGA